AUGGCAAUUCAAAAGAAACCUAUAAAAUUGAAACACAUUAAAGCGGACAUCCUUAAAGAAGUUAAUUUUUUAAAAAACAUUUUUACCUAUUAUUCACCUCCUAAUCAAAGUAAAGAUAAUGAUACGUACAUGGACUUUGAAAUGACAAAAGGUGAACAAGAAGAUAUUAAAAAGGAGGCUGAGAAACCUAAAAGAGCACAUAGUAUUGCUGAGCUAGAAGAGAAAUUAGAAAAAGUAAAAUCACAACAUAAAUUAAAUUUAAAGAGUAAACUGAUGAAGAAAAGUCUUACAAGUAAACUAAAUAAAAAAAUUAAGAAGAAAGAGAGGGUUAAGUUAAAUAAAAAUAAAGUUAAGAUAGUAAUUAAAGAUAAAAAGAAUGGUGCUGCACUAAAAGAAAAUAAUGUGACACAAGUUAAGCCAGUAUUUAACACUGAUGGAAAACUUGUAUUUUCAAAGUUUGAUUUUGCUAAUCUUGGAACUAAAGAAAAAGUUCCCAAAGGACACAAGGAUCCAAAAAAAAUUUUAGAUGACCUCAAGCACCAAGAGCAAAAAGUUCAAGAGCUUUCACAAAAAGAUAGUGACAAAGCCAAGGAUUUAAAAGAAAAAAUGGCUUGGAAAAAUAUACUUCAAAAAGCUGAAGGACAAAAAGUAAAAGAUGAUCCUAUUUUACUGAAAAAGUCUAUAAAGAAACAAGAACAAAAAAAGAAAGCUAGCAAAAAGCAAUGGGAGGAUAGAAUUCAAAGUGUUGUGGGGAAAAAGGAAGACAGGCAGAAAAAGAGAAAAGAAAAUAUUAUGAAAAAGAAAAAGGAAAAGAAGGCUAAAAUAAUAAAAACAAAGGAAAAGAGAGGACGUGUUGUAAUAUAG
This is a messenger RNA of Pieris macdunnoughi, 864 nucleotides long. Lineage: Eukaryota; Metazoa; Arthropoda; Insecta; Lepidoptera; Pieridae. The record is from the annotation of a GenBank genome assembly.